Pristis pectinata (smalltooth sawfish) is the source of this 7094-nucleotide messenger RNA. RefSeq names its product mitogen-activated protein kinase kinase kinase 5. The record is from RefSeq and is a predicted model, not a curated record. Gene Ontology annotation, biological process: MAPK cascade; protein phosphorylation; cellular response to stress. The transcript has 29 exons. NCBI's taxonomy places the organism in Eukaryota, Metazoa, Chordata, Chondrichthyes, Rhinopristiformes, Pristidae. The coding region runs from base 65 to 4024 and encodes 1319 amino acids. Gene Ontology annotation, molecular function: MAP kinase kinase kinase activity; ATP binding.
CGGGGAAGUGCGGAGCCGGAGCGCAGAGUUGUGCCGAAGUUCGGGGAGGCGGCUGAGGGCAGCGAUGAGCGGCGAGCAGCGGGGCUCCAGCCGCCGGGGCAGCGGGGUAAGCGGCGCCGAAGCCGCAGUGAGCCCGGGGGGCCGGGCGCCCUCGGUCUCCGCCGGCAGCUACUGGCAGGACCCGCUGGCCAUCGACAUCAGCCGCAGCGCCGUACCGGCGCCCCGGGUCCGCAGCCGGGCUGUCCGGGCGGUCUAUGUGUGCUGCGAGACGACGAGCCCGGAGUCCGAGAGCAGCCUGUCCCUCAGGUGCCUCCGGGAGGCGUGUGAGGAUGCCCACGCCGUGUUGGAGACUGUGCCCUUCGGCAGGCUGGUGCUGGGCGAGACUGGAACCCUGGACUCCUUCUACAACGCAGAUGUUGCCGUGGUGGAGGUGACUGACCCAUACUGUCAAUCAUCGCUCUUCUAUCACCUUGGUGUACGGGAGAGCUUCAGCAUGACCAACAAUGUGAUCCUUUGCUGUGAUAGCAAUCUGACAACGCUGAAGCCGCUGCAGGAUAUCAUUUGCCAGAAAAAUAUGGGCUGUUGCGGGAACUACAUGUUCAUCCCAUACAUCGUGACGCCCACUGGGAAGCUCUUCUGCUGUGAAGCCAGCAUGAUAAAAGGUCUGACUGAGAUGUUCCAGCCACACUUUAACCUCGAGCCCCUGCUCAUGCCCCUGGUGGAUCGUCUGACUAAACUACUGGAGGAAACGCAGAUUAAUUCUUGUGAGUAUUUUCGGGAAACCAUUCGGAAUGACAUUCGCAAAGCAAGGGAGACGUACAGUGGGCAGGAGCUACGGGAUGCCCUUGCACGGAUACAACAGCGUCUAGACAGUGUCGAGCUGCUGAGUGCGGACAUUGUGGUGAACCUUCUGCUGUCCUACCGGGAUGUACAGGAUUUUGAUGCGACGAUCAAGCUGGUGGAGACCCUGCAGAACCUGCCAACCUGCAACGUGGCUGAGCUCCCCAAUGUCAAGUUUCACUACUGCUUCGCACUGAACAGGCGGAACAAACCUGGAGAUCGAGAGAAGGCCCUCUCUGUGAUCCUGCCGGUGAUGGAGACGGGAGCGCAGAUCUCAUCUGACCUCUACUGCCUUUGUGGGCGCAUAUACAAGGAUAUCUUCAUCAGCUCCAACUUCACAGACUGUGAGAGUCGAGACAAGUCAUGUUACUGGUAUCGGAUGGCCUUCGAGCAUGAGCCUACUCUACAUUCGGGCAUUAACGUCGCUGUGUUCCUCAUGGCAGCAGGACAUCGGUUUGACACGUCAACUGAUCUCCGAAAAAUAGGAGUCAAACUGAGCAGCCUACUGGGACGGAAGGGGAGCCUGGAGAAGAUGCAGUUUUAUUGGGACGUAGGGUUUUACUUUGGGGCCUGCAUCUUGUUCAAUGACCAAACCAAAAUCAUUCAGGCCUCAGAAAAGCUGUACAGACUGAAUGCACCUGUCUGGUACCUGGCAUCAGCAAUGGAAACCUACCUGCUCUACAGGCGCUUCAAGACUGAUGUCAAUGAGCAGCAUAAUGUCAAACAGGAGCUGGUGGACUUCUGGAUGGAAUUCUUACUGUCAAUCUGCAGAAACAAAGCACCCACUGAUAAAUUCCUGGUCCUCAUCCUGGAGCCAACCAAGAUCUUCCAACCCACCCAUCUCCUUGUGAACAACAGUGACACAGACAAGGCUGUGAAGAUAUGCCACGUUUCACCCAAUGAGAAGAACGGAAUCCACACAUGGACCUUCAGUGCAGCAUCGAUCCGCGGAGUGAGUGUCUCAAAGUUCAAUGAGCGUUGUUGCUUCCUGUACGUGUUGCACAACUCAGAUGAUUUUCAGCUGUACUUUCCAACAGAAUUGCAUUGCAAGAGGUUCUGUGAGUUGCUGAAUUCGUUCAUAGAUGAAACCAAGUUGACCACAGAUGAUGGGGUGAGACCGACAGAGGAGCUUUUGGAGUACAGCUAUGAAUACGCGGAGAAUGGAGAACGGCUGAUCCUCGGGAAGGGAACGUACGGUGUGGUGUAUGCUGGCCGGGAUCUCAGCAAACAAGUCCGCAUUGCAAUCAAAGAGAUUCCAGAAAGGGACAACAGAUACUCACAGCCUCUUCAUGAAGAAAUCGCUCUCCACAAGCGCUUGAAACACCGGAAUAUUGUCCAGUAUCUAGGAUCGGUUAGUCAGGAUGGCUUCAUCAAAAUCUUCAUGGAGGAGGUCCCAGGAGGAAGCCUCUCUGCUCUGCUGCACUCCAAGUGGGGCCCACUUAAAGACAAUGAGGCCACGAUCGUUUUCUACACGAGGCAGAUUCUGGAAGGCCUGAAGUAUCUGCAUGAGAAUCAGAUUGUGCACAGAGACAUUAAGGGGGACAAUGUAUUGAUAAACACCUACAGUGGAGUGCUGAAAAUCUCGGACUUCGGGACAUCGAAGAGGCUUGCGGGAAUCAAUCCUUGCACGGAAACAUUCACAGGAACCCUUCAGUACAUGGCCCCUGAAAUCAUCGACAAGGGACCAAGAGGUUACGGGAAGCCUGCAGAUAUCUGGUCCCUGGCCUGUACUGUCAUUGAAAUGGCCACAGGAAAGCCACCCUUCUUUGAACUGGGAGAGCCCCAGGCUGCUAUGUUUAAGGUGGGAAUGUUUAAGAUCCACCCGGAGAUCCCGGAGUCGAUGUCUCUGGAGGCAAAGACCUUCCUUCUACAUGGCUUUGAGCCUGAUCCUGAUAAACGGGCCACAGCCGCAGAGCUCCUCAAGGACAUAUUCCUAAGCCGGAAGAAAAAACCACCCCCAAAGCCAGGUGAAUUUUAUCACAGUCUGUCAGUCCCCGCAUCGGGACACCUCAAGAACGGAGUCGACAGCCGCCAGCCCUUAGAUUUCAGGCACAUCCAACCCGUGCUGUCACGAAGCUGCUCGAUCCCUGUGCUGUCUGGCAAGUGUAGCUCCCCACAGCAGGAGUUCCACAGCGUGCCUGAGGAACAGAUGGAUGACAUCCCAUCUUCGCCUGAAGAAAAUGCCGCACUGUUCCUGUUGAAGAGGGACAGUGAGUGCAGGGCUACGCUCUUCAAGAUACUAACAGAGGACUGUGAAACUGUGGUCUGCAAUAUUGUGGAAGCUCAGGCUCAGAGCUCUGACCGUAAGUUAACGUGUGAACACAUCCGGCAUCUGGUCACCUGUCUGAAGAACUACAUUCGCUCUCCGGACCGCAAGUUCAUUGUGAAAGCCUUGUCCAGCCUGAAGACAGAGCUGCACCUUGAUAAGGGAGCACUCAAUGAGAUCCAGAUUGUCCUUUUCACCUUCCAGGAUGCUGUGAGAAAAGUUCUUCGACAGCACCAGAUUAAACCACACUGGAUGUUUGCCCUGGACAACAUCAUUCGCAAGGCUAUGCAGAUAACCUUUGCUGUUCUAAUCCCAGAGCUGAAGCUGCAGAUGGAGACCUCGUCCGACCAGGAGAGAGACGAACAAGGCACAGAUGACUUUCCGGGCAAAUGGAGCGGGAGUCUCGGUGACGUGGGGGAGACGGACGUGCUGGAGCUCCAGAACGACGGCGCAGGGACCUCGGGUGUGAGCACACUCAGUCGCUCAGUGUCAUAUGAUUCCCAGCAGAACACUUGCCCUCUCAUCCUGCAGCUUAGCCGACUGAGGGCAGAAACAAAUCGCCUUCUGGAAGACCUUGCAGAGAAAGAGACCGAGUACCAACAACUACUGUUGCAAGCUCUUCAGCAGAAAAACCACGUCAUUGAACUACUACAAAAAAGAUCAGAAUCCGUGGAUGCCCAGCACAGCUUCCAGUCAACACAUGUUGAUUCCAAAACUGAAGAACUCACGCAGUGGCUGUUAACAACACAAGUUGACCAAUGGACAAUUGACAAGAUCCGAGCCCAUGGUUACACACUGCACGAUCUUCUGAAUGAUGUUACAAAGGAUGACUUGAAAUAUACCCAAAUAAGGGGUGGAAUGCUGUGCAGACUCUGGGCUGCGAUCAGUGCCCACAGGAAGAUGGAGGGGACACAGUAGGAACCAGGCACCUGGUGGACAGACGUGCCGUGCUUUUGAAAAACAGACGCUGUUGAACACCGAGUUCAAACUUAAUGGCACAACGCAGAAUGGACAAAAGCACCGGCAAAACUCCUGUGCUGCAGGAACACCAGGCUGCAAUGUAACAGCAGGGAAGGGAUUAAAGGACAGCAACAGUCUUCAUCUCCAGUAACUUUAUCUCCAGCAGUCUGGCUCCCAUCACUUGGAAUUGUGCAUCUGGGAUUGUUGCAGGUUUAACACUUGGAGUCACGUCAGAUGUGGUUGGAUCCUCUUGUGCGGCUGCUAAGGACACAAUAUUCACAACUGACAUAUGAUCUAAUCUUCAUGACUUCUGCUCAUGUCUGACACUCGAAUCAAUGUUCAUGGGUGACACACUUAGGUACAGUGGUGCAAUUGUCAACAUAAUUAACCAACCAUGUCACAGGCUGGAUCCGUGCAGUCUGAGAACAGUGCUGGGUUGGAAUAUUCACUUGCAUCCAAAUCCCUCCCACACACUCUCCAAAUCAUUCCACAGUGUGGAGGGUGAAGGAAAACUUUAUCCUCAUUUGCUUUCAAAAACCACUUCCUAAAUAUGUUCCAAGAUCUGAUUUCUAAUUUCCUUUCAUGAGAUUUUGGUUUCCCAGGUUUGGUUGGAUGUAUUCCUGAGGAUUUCAUCCAGUGUGCCUGGUCAGACUGCCUUUGUCAGCACCUCCAGUAGUUUAAUAAUUAACAGGCAAAAGAGCUUAAAGAAAUUGAAAAGGCAAACACUGUUUGGUUGUCCUUUGUUCUUUUCUGGGUUACACCCACUAGUGUUUGGGAGAUUAAUCUUCAAUACUUGGAAACUCUAGACUGUCUUGCACUGCUAUUCCUCAUGGAGGGAGAUAUAUCUAUAGAAGAACAUUAUUUUUAGAAAAUAUAUAAAAGAGUAUAUCUUAAUACUUUAUAAAUUAAUAAAUAUUCUUUAAUGGAAAUGAUCCAAAUACGCGACAAGCAUUUGUCUUCCUGCCAUGAUAAUGAGUUGUUUGUUACUUAAAUGUACUCACCUCGGAAGAAGUGCUGGCUCGCUAAUGUCCAGAGUGCACUGGGAAAUUGUCUUACCUAAUUGAUCACUUGGGGGAGCCCUCCCCAACAACCCUGCAAUUCCUGGGCAUGGGGAGUCUCUGUGAGGCAGAGUAUUGAAGGGGCAACCAGUGGUCAGAUGGGGACAAUCCAAAAUUCCUUUAAUAAAACAAAUCUGGAAUAUUAAACCAGUUGUAUUGCCAAUAAAACAGAGCUGGAAUUUGAAUCCCAAACAAGCUAGGUUGAACCCCGAAUGAUUUGACUGCAUAAUCUCAGAUCAUUGCAGAUUUAUUAUCUUUGAGAGUAUUUUGCUUUCAUUUUUGCAUUCAUUGACAUAUCUUUAUAAAGGUAUUAGUCAACUUCAUAUAUUGUUGAGAUUUGAUUGUCCAACAGUUUCAACCUGCACUGACACUUGGUAAGAUUUGCUUUUGUCUCUGUCAUACUUUGAUAUGAAUGUGGGCAGUGUGAGUAGGCCACUCAGGCACUUGAACCUGUGCUACCCAUCCAUUGUUCGUUUGUAUAUUGACUCCACUCGUUAGCUCCAUUUCCCUCGAUAUCCUUCCUCAACAAAAAUCUAUUGGCCUGUGAUUUCCAAGCUCCUAUUGACCACAGCAUCCAUUGUAUUUUAGCGAAGAAAUUUCCAGGAUUAUCACCCUUCUUUAACCUCCUUUUACCCGAGUUGGUCUAGCUCUGACAUUUAGAUUGUAUUCUCUUGUUCUAGAUUCCUCUACCAGAGGAAAUCUCUCUGUGCACUCUACCAAGCCAUUUAAUGUUUUCAGUACCUCAAUCAGUCUUCCAAAGUCAAAGCAAUACCAAGCACAUUGAUGCAACCUUUCAUGAUUUAGCUGUUUGUGCCUUUAUAAAAUUCUGCUGACUCUCUGCUUCACUCUGUCCUGGGCCAGUGGACCCUUUCUGAAGGGUGGACUGUGCCUUGUGUCACUUGGGUCUCACUAAAGCCUGGUGCAAACAAAACAUCACCUUAACAUGUUUAUACUUCAGUUCUGGUGAGGUCAAGCCCAACGCUCCAUUAGCGGGUUUUGGGCUGACCCACUUUUCCCAGAUUUUCCAUCUAAGCACCUCAAUUGAUUCCAAAUCCAUUCCCUUAGCACCAUUUACAUUUUCACAACUCUUUCUGUGAAGAAUGUUCAUUUUCUUCUGAAUUCCAACAUUAUUUUGAUGUCCUCUUAUUAGUUGCAGUGACCCACCUACCUGGGCAGGAUCGUUUCAGGUUGGCAUUCCGAUACAGUUGCCUGUUGAUAUCCUCUAUACGGAGAGCUUCAGGCAACCCUUCUCUCGAUUUGCAUUCUAGAGCAAAGCAUUGUAGGAUAUUACAAAAUAUACUGAAAUAAAUGUACUGUUCAACCAUUUAAUAAUGUGGAUUCAGUGAUAAUUGUUGGGGAACCAGAAAACAUAUCAACUUAUUUUUAGAAUAAUGGCUUGGUGUUUGGAUUGAGUUGUGGGUUCAAGCCCCACUAGGGAGACUUGAAGACAUAAUCCAGGCUAACUUCCUUAAUACAGUUCUAUCUACCACAGGGUACAGUCCCUUGGAUGAGACACUGAAUCAAGCUCAUUGUCCUUUCACUACAAGGUAAAGAAUCUCAUAACACUACUUGAACAAGAGCAAGGAAGCACCUCUCAUUCCUUGGCCGACAUGUAAGCCAAUUUCAUUACUGUCUCAGUGCUGUCUGUGGGAGCUUACUAUGCACAAAUUUGUCACUGUGUUUCUCAAUAUCAGUGACCACACUUUACUAAAGGUACCUCAUUGGUACUUUGAGACAUCCUGAGGUCAAGAAACCAGGAGUAAGAAUGCAGGGUGGAGGUUAUAACCUGGGUGGAGCAGGUUUGAGGGUCUGCACUUGUGCUUUUAAUGUGUGUGUACAUUCAUAUGAAAGCUGGAAUUAAGCACAAGUUAUAUCUCUACAAAAGAUAAUUGCUAAUGUGACUUAUUUUUUUCCUUUAUUUACUGUAAAAUAUAAAAUUUGUCUUAUGGAAUAUUUUGUAAAUAAAAUUA